Molecule: messenger RNA, 686 nt
Organism: Plectropomus leopardus (leopard coralgrouper)
Lineage: Eukaryota; Metazoa; Chordata; Actinopteri; Perciformes; Serranidae
Source: RefSeq, a predicted model, not a curated record
CAAGUGGAAGUGAAAUCGUACAUGGGGGAAAGGCCAAGGAGAACUCCUUGCUGUACAUGGUCCCGCUGCAGAACAGAAGUGGUCAACAUUUUUGUGGAGAAUUCCUCAUCCGUAAAGACAUUGUGGUCUCUGCUGCACACUGUGCAGAAGGUUUUUCCGUCACACAUGCUGUUCUUGGCACCCACAACCUCAGUAAGCCUGGAUUGAGACUGAACAUCGCAAAGAAGCACUUAAACCCUACUUAUCGGGGAAUAGAACAUGGUAGCGACAUCAUGGUCCUUCAACUUGCUGGGAAUGCCCGACUGGACAAUACAAUACAAACCAUACCACUGCCCAGAUCUGCAAUGAACAUUAAAGAGUGCCAAGUUGCUGGAUGGGGUUUGACUGAGAGUGGUAAUCCUGUUGCUAAUCUGAGAUUUGUGGAUGUGUCUAUCAUUAUGCCACAACUCUGUAAGGAUAAAUGGCCUGGUCUUCCUGCUAAUGUUAUCUGUGCAGGUGGAUAUGACACAAUGAAAGGAUUCUGUCAAGGCGACUCUGGUGGUCCUCUGGUGUGCAGCGGGGUAGCUGUUGGUGUUGUGUCUUUCAACAAAAACAAAAACUGUCACUACCCACAUGUACCCAACGUCUACACAGACAUCAAAAAAUACCUUCCCUGGAUCAACAGCAUCCUCUCAGCUUCUGAGUGA